Aureobasidium subglaciale EXF-2481 is the source of this 2574-nucleotide messenger RNA. RefSeq lists its product as uncharacterized. The record is from RefSeq and is a predicted model, not a curated record. Gene Ontology annotation, cellular component: nucleus; pericentric heterochromatin. Bases 1 to 2574 code for a protein of 857 amino acids. Lineage: Eukaryota; Fungi; Ascomycota; Dothideomycetes; Dothideales; Saccotheciaceae. Gene Ontology annotation, molecular function: ATP binding; chromatin binding; ATP-dependent chromatin remodeler activity. Gene Ontology annotation, biological process: DNA methylation-dependent constitutive heterochromatin formation; pericentric heterochromatin formation; lymphocyte proliferation. The transcript has a single exon.
AUGGAAGCCGAAGAAGCAAAUGUCGUUGAAGCUCGAAAGGCACAGGAAGCGAAACGCGACAAGGAAUUGGAAGCAGAACGACAAAAGGACAUCAAGGGCGGAACAAAGGUUGUUGACGGCAAAUACAAAGCGUUGGAAUUCUUGCUGAACCAGAGCAAAUUAUACUCGACCAUCAUGCUUUCUCAGAUGCAAAAGCAAGAAGAGGAGGCUCAGAUUACGGAUACGAAGGAAAAAAAACGAGCUCUGAAGAGGGAAGAAACGGCAGAAAAAGCAGCUGAAGUCAGUCAGAAGAGAGCUACUCGGUCAGCGAACGUUGCACAAGAAACAGCAGAGGCGGUAACCGAACAAGCGACCGCAAUUGGUAGACGGAAAUCAGGCAGAGGAGCUGCUGCAGCCAAGCCCAAACCUGGUAAAGAAAAGAUUUCUGACUAUCUCAACAAGGACGACCUCAAAGCUAAGGCAGGCGACAAAUCGAUCAACGAAGCUCUCGCUCAGGAGGCCGACUCUGAUAUCAAACCUGGUGACAUUGGUGUUCAAAAUCUACGAUCAGCCAAACAGCCAGCGCUCGUGAGCGGUGGUUUAAUGCGCUCGUAUCAGCUCGAAGGUCUUGAAUGGCUUACAUCACUAUACGAGAACGGACUAAACGGUAUCCUGGCUGACGAGAUGGGUUUGGGCAAAACAAUCCAGACAAUAUCCUUCCUUGCGUUCUUACGUGAGAAGGGCACAUAUGGGCCAUUCCUAAUUGCGUCCCCGUUAAGCACAACUAGUAAUUGGGUCAACGAAUUCAACAAAUGGACUCCCGAUAUUCCAGUUGUACUUUACCAUGGAUCUAAGCAGGAAAGAGAAGAGAUCCGUACAAAGAGAUUCAAGAAUCCUGGAAGUAAAGAUUUCCCUGUUGUCUGCACCUCCUACGAAAUCUGCAUGAACGAUCGAAAGUUUCUGGCUAAUUUUGGCUGGAAAUUUAUCAUCAUUGACGAAGGUCAUCGCAUCAAGAACUUGAACUGCCGUCUCAUCAGGGAGCUGCAAUCCUAUCAAUCCGCCAACCGACUCCUAAUCACAGGAACGCCACUACAGAACAAUCUGACUGAAUUGUGGUCAUUACUCCACUUUCUCAUGCCCACCAUUUUCGACAAGCUUGAGUCUUUCGAGUCAUGGUUCGACUUCUCUGCCCUGAACCAACGUAAUGGAUACGAAGACAUCUUGUCUGAGGAGCGCCAGACCAACCUCGUGACUUCACUCCACGCCAUUCUAAAACCCUUCUUGCUACGACGUAUCAAGACAGAUGUUGAGACUUCCCUGCCUAAAAAGCGCGAGUACAUCUUGUAUGCACCUCUUACGGCCACCCAGCGCGAGCUUUAUAAGGAGAUCCUCGAGGGCACCAGUCGCUCAUACCUCGAGAACAAAGCCGUGGAAAGUCUGAGUGGCGCAAACACACCUCGCACCACUCGUGGUGCAAGCUUGAAACGUAGUAGGCUUGAGGAAGGAAGUAUUACCCCCAACAAGAGUGUAAAGUCCAGCAGAGCCUCGACGCCAGCAACAACAGCCAGUACUCGCAGCAACAGACGAGCCAAGAAAUCUCAGAAUUAUGAAGAACUAUCCGACACCGCCUACUUCCAAAAAGUACAGAACGAACAGUCAGAGGAAGAGGAGCAGUCGCUCAAUUCGAGCGAGGAGGAAGCUCAAGAGCAAGCACAAACAUUGGCUUUGGCCAAGAAGUUGAUCGGUGCAAAGAAGUUACAAAAUCCUGUGCUACAAUUGCGUCUAUGCUGCAACUCGCCGCACAACUUCUUCUACCCUUUCAUGGAGGAGGACAACAGCGAUGUCGAUGAAACACUGGUAACUGAGAGCGGGAAGAUGCUGCUGCUGGAUUCUCUGAUGCCCUCUCUACUGGAUCGCGGCCACAAAGUACUCAUCUUCAGUCAGUUCAAGACCCAACUGGAUCUGAUAGAGACAUACUGCGAAGUGCUGCGGGGAUGGAAAUGCAGCCGUAUCGACGGAGGUGUCUCUCAGCCCGACAGACAAGAGCAAAUUGCCCAAUUCAACUCGCCAGAAUCAGAAACCAACAUCUUCCUACUGAGUACGCGCGCAGGUGGCCAGGGCAUCAAUCUUACUGCUGCGGAUACUGUGCUUCUGUUCGACAGUGACUGGAACCCUCAGCAAGAUUUGCAAGCGCAAGAUCGUGCUCACCGAAUUGGUCAAACAAGACCCGUCAUCGUAUACCGAUUUGCCACCAAAGGUACGGUAGAAACACUGCUACUGGAAAAGGCAGAAUCAAAGCGAAGAUUGGAGAAAUUAGUUAUCCAAAAAGGCAAAUUCAAGUCCAUGCGCGCUGGCGAGGUAUCGGGUGCCGAGUUUGCCGAACUACAGCAAUUGCUAGAACAGCAGGAUGGCGAGAGACUUGAACUGGAGGAGGGGGUCAAGGGUCUACUGUCAGAGGAGGAGUUGAAUACAUUGACAGAUAGAACUGAAGAAGCCUACGAGAGGGCUGAGAAGGGCUUGGAUGGUGGCGACAAGUUCAAGGCCGUCGACACUAAGCCUGGAGGUGAAGGCUUCUUGGAAGCGAUGAGCAAAUAA